AUGUUGUUUGUGGUCGAUUUCGAUGAGACCAUUACCGCUCAUGAUACCAUUUCUUGCAUAGCAGAAGCAGCUAAUAAGCCAGAUUUAUGGAGUUUUUUGGCUAAAGCGUACUGGGAUGAGUAUUUGUCUUGGCGAUCCGGUUUGCCAAAGCUGACCACACUCUCCUCGUAUCUUGAUUUACUACGUAAAGGUGGAUUCGCAGAAGCAGCCAGUAUACAGAGGAUUCAAAAGCAUAAAUUUUUUGAGGGGUUAACCCCGGAACAAUUAGAAGGGGUUGCUUCGUCCAUCACUUUACGAGAUGGGUUUGACAAGUUUUUGCAAUUAUUAAUGCCACGUUUGCGAGAUGGAACAGAUGAAUUUCAUAUACUCUCUAUCAAUUGGUCGAGUCGUGUGAUUGAAGCGACUUUACGUCGAAUCCCAGAUAUUGAUACGGGGCUUAUUACUAUUCAUUCAAAUGACUUGGAGAUGGAUCCGACAAAUCAACUAACAACAGGAAAAAUUGUACCAUUUCAUGCAGAGUCUUUAAUCUUAACUGCUGAUGACAAAGCCCGUGAGUUCCAGACACUUGUUCGUUCUUCUCCUUAUAAUGCUACCGUUUACAUCGGAGACUCAAGCACCGACUUUGGUUGCUUCUCACAUGCGUCGAUAAGUAUUUUGUUCCUUGCAACCGAAAAAAUUCUGUUCACUCUGGAAUCGUUUUCUGAUGUGAGACUUUUGAAAUUAGAUGCUUCUUAUGAUUUGUCCAAUACAAAAGAAAGGCCGCAGUUCAAUCCUUCUCCUCUUUACCAAUCUCAGUCAUUAAAAGCCCAAAGUCUUUCGCAGACAAAAAUAUACACUUGUGAUCAAUGGCACAUCAUAACGGCAGUGUUUCGACGCUGA
Molecule: messenger RNA, 879 nt
Organism: Schizosaccharomyces cryophilus OY26
Lineage: Eukaryota; Fungi; Ascomycota; Schizosaccharomycetes; Schizosaccharomycetales; Schizosaccharomycetaceae
Exons: 1
Coding region: 1-879 (292 amino acids)
Source: RefSeq, a predicted model, not a curated record